Messenger RNA from Stereum hirsutum FP-91666 SS1, 2214 nucleotides. RefSeq lists its product as uncharacterized. The record is from RefSeq and is a predicted model, not a curated record. Lineage: Eukaryota; Fungi; Basidiomycota; Agaricomycetes; Russulales; Stereaceae. The coding region runs from base 1 to 2214 and encodes 737 amino acids. The transcript has 10 exons.
AUGUUCUUCGGAGCGCUUGCUCUACUCUUUGUCGGCGCCUUUGUCGCUGCCGAUGAUACUGUUUACGCGCCUGGAACUGGUAAUCUUGCGUCUGGAUGGGAAAAUUGGUCUUGGUCGUCCACACUCGACUUCGCCUCCACCGCUGGACCCGGAGCCGUAGAAUCUAUCUCGGUUAACACGACAGCUUGGGGUGCGCUCUCUACGUAUGCCGAAACCGCAUUCGACAACAACUAUGCUGGUCUCCGAUUUGAUAUCUCUGGAGCGCAGCCUGAUGUCUCCAUUUAUUUCUCUACUUCCUCCAACUCCGAUGUCUCUCCUUCUCUUCCGUUGGCAUCUAUGAGCAACUUUGUCAACGAGAGCGCCUGGACAACGAUCACUCUGGACUUUAACAACCUUCCUGGAAACGAAGGCGUUCUUGCCACCGACUCUUGUGCGAACGGUGCAUCAUACUUUAUCACGAACAUUGUUCUUCUCGAUGAGAUCAUCGUGACGCCGAUAUUUCUGUCUGCUGAGCCCCUGGCGGGGGACGUUCUCGCUGUCACCUCACAGGGAGACGUCGACUUCUCUCAGAUCUCGGCCACGCUCAAUGGCAAAGACCUAACGUUGAACAAAACUGCCACAUUCUCCCCUUCGGACACCCCGUCGCAGACCAUAUCAUACUUCACUCUAUCCAGUCCACUCUCCUCUGGUUCCCUUCUCAUCAUAGCCGGCACCAACACCACCUUCAACUACACCAUCCCAGCGCCCUCCUACGGUACCAUCAACAUCGGAAACACAAAGGACAUAUCCCCUUCGAUCUAUGGCGUCAACUUCCCUACGGAUGCAGACUACAUCAAACUCUUGGGCGUCACCGUGAGCCGCUGGGGCGGCAACGCCGUCACGGCAUACAACACGAACGGUACAUUCACAAACGCUGGCAACGACUGGUACUUCGAGAACCGUAUCGCCGACCCGAUCGCCGACCCAUUCCUGCAGUUCGUCUCGGAGGCUGGAAGCAAGAGUCUUUUCACAAUUCCAGCGCUUGACUGGGUUGCGAAGGACAACGUCUCAUACUCGUACUCUCGUACUGUUUAUCCUGACCAAGAAGCCUACGAUCCUUACAAUAGCGAUGCCGGAGAUGGUCUUCUCCCGAACGGAUCCUGGGUGACGCCACCGCCACAAAGCAACGCAUACACCCCUUGGAACACGUCCAUGGCAGCGGCGAUGUUGACAGCGAUGCCAAUCAAGCCCGAUAUCAUCACUGUCGACAACGAAAUAGAAAUCGCGUCGAACACACACCAAGACAUGCACCCCGACCCAAUGGGAUAUGACGAGGAGCUCGCCCGCGUCAUCGCUACCGCCAUCAUGGCAAAAAACACUCUUCCAAGCGUCGAAGUCGCUGCACCUUCCACCUGCGCCUGGUGGUACUACUGGACGAGCAGCAUUGGCUACACCGACAACGCUGCCCACAAUAACGAAGACUUCCUCCCUUGGUUCCUUGCCCAGAUGAACAACGCAUCGACACAGGCCGGUACACGCCUCCUCGACUACCUCGAUAUUCACUACUACUUUGCGGCGGAUACGAGUGCCAAUGACGCUGACGCGAAGGCCCUCAGGCUCAGAAUGACCCGUUCAUGGUGGGACCCAGAGUACAUCGAUGAAUCAUACAUCGGGACGUCCGUUCCCGCUCAAUGGAGCGAACCAAACCCAAACGCCGUCGUUCUCAUCCCACGUAUGCAACAGCUCAUCGAGCAAUACUAUCCUGGAACCAAGCUUUCGGUAUCCGAAUGGUCUUCGACAGACGAUACAGACAUCACUGGAGGUCUCGUCACUGUCGACUCCCUCGGUAUCUUCGGUGUCAAUGGCCUCGAUCAGGCGACUUACUGGUCUCAGCCCGACCAGAUGGGACCCAUAGGAUUGGCGUAUUGGCUUUACCGAGGGAACGGUACAUACUUCGGCGACAAGAGCGUGCAGGUUAACAUGGCUGACAGGAACGAAGAUGUCCUCGGCGUCUACGCCAGCACGUCCGAUGGAGAGAAGGUAACGAUGGUCAUCGUCAACAAGGACGUCGUCCCGGUCAACCUCGCUAUCUCCAACAUACCAGCUGGGUCUUACUUCCUUCGUCACUUUGGUGGUGAUGCCGGUGUGGCGAAGUGGCAGACGACGAUAGAUAUCGAUGCGAACAGCAACUUUGUCGUGCCGUCGUACACAGCUGUGUUCUUCCAGCAACAGUGA